Messenger RNA from Lethenteron reissneri (Far Eastern brook lamprey), 2905 nucleotides. RefSeq names its product glucoside xylosyltransferase 1-like. Gene Ontology annotation, biological process: protein O-linked glycosylation via N-acetylgalactosamine. The record is from RefSeq and is a predicted model, not a curated record. Gene Ontology annotation, molecular function: UDP-xylosyltransferase activity. Lineage: Eukaryota; Metazoa; Chordata; Hyperoartia; Petromyzontiformes; Petromyzontidae.
AUGCGCGUCUCGUGUAGAGGCCACGGCACUGAUUGCGCCCAGCCGUGCAGAGCGCGGCCCCUGCCCCCCCUGCCCCCCACCCUGCACCACCAUGAGGCCGGUGUAGCAAACAUGCGGCGCGGCGUGCGCGCGGCGACACCCGCCUUGCUCUCUCCACUGCUGCAGCUGUCGCUCGCAGCAGCCGCGGUGGUGGUCGCGGUGGUCGCGGUGUCCGCGGUUGGGGCCUCGGAGCGAUGUCCUCGCGCUGCCGCGGAGGGUGGCUCCUCGCCGGCGGCGAAUCUAUCCGAGCGGCGGGCAGCGCGCGGGACGCCGCGGAGACGACGGUGUGACAGCCAGCAGAGCUGGUGGAACCCCUACUGGAUGCUUCCUGAAGACAUGAGUGGGGCUGAUUGUUUCUGGGAAUCGGCAAAAAGGUGUACGCGCGGAGGGAGCGUGGCCGAGGCGCUGCAGCUGGCGGUGGUGGCGUGCGGCGCUCGCCUCGAGGAGACCAUGGUCAUGCUCAAGUCCGCAGCGCUCUUCAGCCGUGCACGCCUGCACGCCCACAUCUUCGCAGAGGAUGAACUGCACGCCAGCUUUCGGGAGCAGCUGCUGGCGUGGCCGUUGCGGUAUCGGAGGAAGCUGUCAUUCUCGCUGUACCCAAUCACCUUCCCCGCCGACAACGCGGACGCCUGGAGGAAACUCUUUAAGCCCUGCGCCUCUCAACGCCUCUUCCUGCCUCUGCUGCUGCCCCACGUGGGCUGGCUGCUCUACGUGGACACGGACGUGCUCUUCCUGGCGCCUGUCGACGAGCUGUGGGCGCUGCGGCGCCGCUUCGGGGCCUGGCGCCUCGCGGGCCUCGCGCCCGAGCACGAGCUGCUGCAGAUCGGCUGGUACAACCGCUUCGGCCGCCACCCCUACCUGGGCCGCACGGGGGUCAACUCCGGGGUUAUGCUCAUGGAUCUGGCAGGCCUGCGCACCGCGCAGUUUAAGAAUGACAUGAGCGCCGUGCGGCUGGCCUGGGGCGAGAUGCUGCUGCCGCUCUACAACAAGUACCGGCUGAACAUCACGUGGGGUGACCAGGACCUGCUCAACAUCAUCUUCCACUACAACCCCGAGAUGGUGCACGUCUUCGAUUGCCGCUGGAACUUCCGUCCCGACCACUGCAUGUACGGCAGCAACUGCGGUGGCGCCGAGCGCGACGGCGUGGCCGUGCUGCACGGCAACCGCGGCGUGUACCACGACGGCAAGCAGCCGGCCUUCCGCGCCAUCUACCAGGCGCUGCUGCACUACCGACUUGGCAGCGGCGACCUCGAGUCCGAGCUGCUGGCGCCGGCGCGUGCCGCCAUGGGCGAGGCGGCGCACACGUACUGCGGCCGCGUGGCCCACGUGCUGCUGGGGCAGCUCGAGCGCAGCGCGGCAGCGGCGUCUGCGGAGCCGCAGUAGAGGACGGCGCGCGGACGUCGGUCACUACUCUCGCUCGCUCGCUCGCUCGCGUUCCGGGUUGUGCCUCGCGUUGUCCGAUGAUUCGCUCCACGAACUGGGAGCUUCUCUUCUGGAUGCUGGCUGCGAUUGAUGUGGGCCGGCCGACGUUACUACUCACUAGCUUCGUCAGCCGGUGCACACGGGCUCACCACUUGCGCGCAAAGUGGUGAGCCCAUAGCACACCUGGGCGAAACCACUCUGUAACAGUCUGCUGAACAGACAGGCUUACGUGCCCACUUACUGUGCUGCUGUAUGUGUGUGUGUGUGCGUGUCUGUGCGAGUGUGUCAACAACAUGCAGCACAACCCAAAAAUCACAAUCGGGAGCUAUAAAGCACAACCGCGAAAACCGACGUAGUGGUACUUGAUGACUACACGGACGUCUCACAGGAACACGCGUCCCCUUGGGCUGAAUGCACCACCGCAGAGAGGACCGCUGCUGUUUUCUAGAUACAUACCUCAGCUGUGCAUCACGUGCUGCCCGAUACACGUGGGAGGCUUGGUUCGAGUCACAGCCACGAGACUUGAGGGGCACCGCUGUAGCGCCCCCUAGUGGCGAUAGAGCCACACGGGGCCCCUCGCCCCGCCCACGCGGUGCAUGCUGGGAGCCGCUCUGUGUCAGUCUGCAACCCAGCGCAUGGAGGCGGGUGGGGGGGGUGAAACCCAGAGCUUGGAGUUCAGCAGCCACAUUUAUGUAUCUUCCAACUCAGUUUAUUUUCACGUGAAAUAAGUAUAACCCGUAAAAACAAAGUUUUUCACUAUAAAUCCUUUAUAUGCGUGGCGGCUAGAGUCCUCUCGUCCUCUGGCUUGAGAUGGCUGCCACCUAUGGGUCAGAUGAUUGUCUGCAGUAUUAAGCAAUUGGUAAUUAAAUAUUUAAUUUGUUUUCACGAACAUUAAUUGUCUCGCACAACGAGUCUGUGUGAAAAAUGUCAACUCGAUUGGAUCACGGGAAGUGGGUUAAAAAACGACCGAAAGAUUUGCACGGUCGUAAGCGCGCAAGCAAGCAAGCAAGUGAACUUAAUAUAAAGGAUUUAAAAAUGAGUGCAUCCCUCAACUGAAGCAUAUGGGUUGUGCCUGUUAGUGGCUCCAAGCCAAUGGUAGAAAUUCCACAUUACCACGGUAGAGGCUGGUAUCCAGAGGGGAAACCACUUGGCGUCCCCAACCUCAGGAGGGGUGGAUUGGUUAAAUCACUCCCCAGCCCUUCUGCAGGAAUUGAAUGUGUAAAUCCUGGAAGGGUGUGGGCGACUCAGGGUGUUAAUGUCUACAUUGUGAGAGGCGCGUUCUGACCACGGUGCCACUGGGUCAGAUCGUCGCAUCUUGACCAGCAACACUAACCUCUCGUGUAUCAAGACUGAAGUAUUUGAGCAAUAAAGCUUUCAAUUACUGUACAAGCGCUUGCCACAAAUGAAUCGCAACACCUUGCCGAUUUCGUCAGGGAAUAAACCA